Messenger RNA from Nycticebus coucang (slow loris), 12588 nucleotides. RefSeq names its product cardiomyopathy associated 5 (gene CMYA5). The coding region runs from base 52 to 11973 and encodes 3973 amino acids. NCBI's taxonomy places the organism in Eukaryota, Metazoa, Chordata, Mammalia, Primates, Lorisidae. The transcript has 14 exons. The record is from RefSeq and is a predicted model, not a curated record. Gene Ontology annotation, molecular function: protein binding.
AGGGACAACACCGGGCGCGGGCGGCGGGUGGCUCCGGCCCGGAGAGGCGCGAUGGCCAGCAGCGACAGCAGCCACGCCGCGGAGAGCUUCCCCAGCUCCGACGGGGACGAGGAGGCGACUCUGGGGCUGGUGACCGAGGAGUCGUCGGAGGGCGAGGAGGACGAGGCGGCGGAGACUGAGGACGAGCCGGACGCCAGGUUAUCAGAUCAGGAUGAAGAGGGCAAGACCACGCAGGAGUGUAUCAUUUCUGACCCCUCCUUUUCCAUGGUGACAGUUCAACGGGAAGAUAGUGGAAUAACCUGGGAGACGAAUUCAAAUAGAUCUACUCCCUGGGCCUCAGAAGAAAGUCAGACUUCUGGUGUGUGUAGUCGAGAAGGGUCGACUGUGAGUUCUCCUCCAGGAAAUGUGUCCUUCAUUGUGGAUCAAGUUAAAAAGGUACAGAAAAGAACUCAUAAGGCAAAGCAUGGCUCACCAUCAUUACGUCGGAAAGGCAACAAAAAAAGAAAUUCUUUUGAAUCUCAAGAUGCUCCAGCAAACAAAAAAGACAAUCCUUUAAUUUCAGAAAGCCAGGCACUAAACAUUGAGAAAGAGAAGUCAUACACUGGCAUGUAUGAUAAAACAAGAAAAAAGAAGACCACUUCAAAUACACCCCCUAUUACUGGGGCAAUAUACAAAGAACACAAGCCAUUGGUGUUAAGGCCAGUCUACAUAGGGACAGUACAGUAUAAAAUUAAGAUGUUUAAUUUGGUGAAAGAAGAACUAGUUCCGCUACAGUUUUAUGGAACAUUGCCAAAGGGUUACGUAAUUAAAGAAAUACAUUAUAGGAAAGGGAAAGAAGCAUCUAUUAGUUUAGAGCCAGAUUUGAGCAAUUAUGAUUCUAAGACAGUUUCUAAAACAGGCAAAUUAGUAGCCCAAAGCAUAGAAGAAGAAAAAGUAAAAGAGCUUGUUCCACCCUGGAGAGAGGCACUCUCCAAAGGAUCAAAGUCCCUGUCCUCAUUAUUCAGUCAUGAAAAUCAGAAGAAAACUGAUGAUUUCCCCCUAAAUGCCACAUCUGCAUCAGAGCGCACAGUUUCCUCUUAUUCAAGUAGUGACACGGAAGAACAAGAACCACAGCUCAGGCGUCCACGGUCAGAGAGUGAAGCAAAAACCCAUGAAAUGGAGCCUUCCUCUCUGUCACCCGCUGCACCUGAAAGUGCAUUCCUGAAAACAGCAAAGGAGGAGUCUGAGGCCACCUCACAAGGAGCCACCACUCCAGAGAACAGCUCUUUAGUUGAUGAGGUAAAGCAGGAAGACAUGUGUUCCGCCCACCGGUCCACGUCACCUGAGGCAGAGCAGGAUUUUCUGGAGACAGGUUCACCAGAUCUGGCAGCAUCAACUCCGGAAGUUUUUGGCCCAGACAAAGAACAGCUGGACCUGCCUUCACUAGAAAGAGCAGAACCAGUCUCUGAACAGCUGCUGCCUCCUCAUCCUAGUGUCAAAAGAGGGAAGGAAGAAAGGCUUCCUUCUGAGCCUCCUGAACAUCUAGUGUCAGAAGAACCAGAGAGAGAAGGGGAAACUUCCCUCCCCGUAGCUGCUGAACCUGCAGAUUCUGAUUUAGCAGAAGAGAUCAUAGAACUUGAAGACCCAGGAAGUCCGUUAGUUUCUGAGAAGCCCUUCCUACCGAGUUUGUCCUCUGAAGUGGCGCCCAAAGAAGAGGAAUCUGUCCUCCCACUACUGACAACAUCCACACCUUCACGUGUCCCUUCAUCUGAGGAGGAGAGAGAAGGAAAUGAAUCUGUUUCCCCUGAUUCUGCUUUUGUGUCAGAGUGUUCAGUACCACCAGGGUUGAACUAUGAGCUAGAAGAGCAAGAAACUGAGCCAGUUUCUCCACCGAAAGUAAAAACCAUGACUGAACAUAUAGUUUUGUCAGAAGAAGAGAAAGAGGAAUUUAAGCCCCAUUCCCCGGCUGUGCUCUCUGCAUUUGAGCCCUCUCUGUUACCAGCCACAACUGACAAGACUUCAGAGUGCCAGUCUCCACUGUUUUCAUCAGUUACCCCAGAGUACGUGGUCCCCUCAGGAGAUGAGGCCUCAGAAAGCGGGCGUUACACACCAGAUUCCACAUCUGCUUCUGAACAUUCAGUCCCAUCACAUGCAACAGAAGAGUCGCUGAAGGAAACCAUUGACCAUAAGACCCCACUAAAACCAAAAGGUGAUUCUGAGCCCAUGGUACUGUCAGAGGAAGAGAAGGAAGACAUUGGAUCACAGUCUCCAGCUGUGGGCUCUCAGUCUGAACGCUCUCUCUCACCAUCCACAUCUGAAAAGACUUCAGAGUGCCAGUCUCCACUGUUUUCAUCAGUUACCCCGGAGUACGUGGUCCUCUCAGGAGAUGAGGCCUCAGAAAGCGGGCGUUACACACCAGAUUCCACAUCUGCUUCUGAACAUUCAGUCCCAUCACAUGCAACAGAAGAGUCGCUGAAGGAAACCAUUGACCAUAAGACCCCACUAAAACCAAAAGGUGAUUCUGAGCCCAUGGUACUGUCAGAGGAAGAGAAGGAAGACAUUGGAUCACACGGGCGUUACACACCAGAUUCCACAUCUGCUUCUGAACAUUCAGUCCCAUCACAUGCAACAGAAGCAUUGCUGAAGAAAACAACUGAGAUGACUUCAGAAUGCCAGCCCCCACCGCUUUCAGCCACCCCAGCUGAACAUGUGGUGCUAUCAGAAGGAGAGGCAGUGGAAAUGGAGUGGUACACACCCUCUUCCACGUCUGCUUCUGAAUUUUCAGUACCCCUAUAUGCAACACUGGAACCACAGGAAGAAAAAAUUGUCCACGAUCUCCCUCUAAAUUUAAAAAGUGCCUCCUCACCCAAUAAUUUAUCAGAAGCAGAUCAAGAAGACAUAGGACCUUUUUCUCCAGAUUCAGCCUUUGUGUCAGAAUUCUCAUUUCCUCCCUAUGCAACUCAGGAAGCAGAGAAAAGAGAAUUUGGGUGCGAUUCUCCAAUAUGUUUAACAUCACCAUCUGACCACACUAUCUUAUCAGAUGAAGAUACUGAAGAAGCUGGACGUUUUUCUCCAGACUCAGUAUCACAAAUUUCAAUCUCACCAUUUAGAGUCCCAGCAACAGAGAAAAAUGAAAUUGAGCCUGAUUCACUAUUAACUGCAAUACCUGCUUCAGAAUAUUCCUGCUUUUCAGAAACAGAUGAGGAAGAAAUUGGAUCAACAGCUUCUACACCUGUACCUGAGCAUUUCAGCUCAUCACAGGAGCAAAAAGCUGAACCCUUUCCUUUGACAUCUAUGCUAGAAGACUUGAGUCUGCCACCUUCAAGAAAUAAACCAGAAAAACCAGAAGUUAAGCCAGAUAUUCAAACAACCUCAAUAUCUGUAUCUGAAUAUCUCAUUUCAGCGCACAAAAACAAAACUCAAGCAUCUUUGGAGCCUGAGUCUAAAGACUUGAUUCCACCAUGUUCAAACAGUGAAUUGGAGAAGGGAGAAACUAGGCCUAGUCCAUCAGUGGCUGCAACACCUGCCUCUUUACUUGCACCGUCAUCCAUGGUAAAGGAAGAAACCAAACCUGUUUUGGCUGCAAGUCAGUGUUCAGUUUCACCUGAUUCAGUCUAUGCGAUUAAGAAAGAACAGGAACCUAACUCAUCACUUGCUCUAAAAGCUGCAGAGGAACAGAUGGCUUUGUCAAAAGUCAGGAAGGAAGAAAUUGUGCCCGAUUCUCAAGAAGCUACACCACAUGUAUCACAGGAUCAAAAAAUGGAGCCUCAGCCUCCAAAUGUUCCAGGGUCUGAGAUGAAAUAUUCAGUUUUGCCUGAAUUGGAAGAUGAGCCAAAGAAGGAUGUCAAACCCAAUUUAGCUCCAAAUGUGACUUCUGAACAAGAACAGAGAGUCUUGUCCAAGAACGAGCCUGAAGUAAUAAAAACAUAUUCACCUCUAAAGGAAACAUUUUUAUCUGCACCUGAGGUUUUAUCAGUAGUGAAAACGGAAGUGAAAUGUGAUUCUAAAGUAAUGAGUACAUCUAUGGCGCUUUAUCCGGCUUCCUUGGGAGUGGGGAAGGAAGCUGAACAUGGCCCACCUGAGCCGGCAUCUUUAUCUUUGUCGGAAGUAAACAAAGAAACUAAACCCAGUUCCUCAACAACCACAUCUGAAACUAAGCUGGAUUCAAACUUACCUGAAUUGGUGACAGAAGAAAUCCCAACAGCUGUGUCCUUCACCACCCCUGUAGAACAUCCAGUCUUAACAAAAGAAGGAAAGGGUGAAUUAGGAAGUGGUUUGCUACCACUGGUAACAUCUGUAGAUGAACAUUCAGUUCUUCAAGAAAAAGAAAAGGCAGGAAUUAAAGAUGCUUCUCCCAUUGAAACGUCUUCAUCCAAAGUUUUAGCUUGGCUAGAAGCAGAGAAGGAGGUGAAAGUUGCUUCACCUCUGAGUGUCUCCUCUAUAUCAGAGCGUUCUGUUUUGUCAAAGGUAGAAACUGAAGAAAUUAAACCUGAGCCAAUAACCAAAACACCAUCUGCUCAGCACUCAGAUGCAUCUGAGGAAGCAACGGUAGAAGACAAACAAGGGCUCUCACGUUCUGCAGUCCUUGACUCGGAAUGUUUGGUUUUAUCACAGGAAAAGAACUCAGAGGUGUCAGAGCUGGAACAUGUAUUCUCGCACAACCUAGGCAGCAAGUUAAAGAAAGAAGAAACUGAACUUCUUUCAUCACAAAGUGUGUCACCGCCACCCCAACAUAUAUUCCAAAAAGGCAAAAAUGAAGAAAUAGCCAGCUCUUCUGAGUUGGAAAAUUUAGUGUCAGAAGAUUUAGCCCCAACAUUACCGACCCUUGGUGAUGAUAAGAGCAAACAGACGAUGGAGCCAUCUCCUACAGCUCAGGGAGAUUUCUUGUCAGAAAAACAAGAUGUUGGCCUGGCAGAACUCUCGCUGGAGCCUGAGAAGAAAGAUAAGCUAUGCCAACCAUCAGAAUUACCAAGUGCUGAAUCAGAAAUCACUCAUGUUUUAGGUAGACAAAGUGGAUCCAUAGAUAAAAAACAAGUAACAUCUCCCAUAAUUGAAACAGGGGAUUCUGGUUCAGUAAAGGACCUAGUGGAGCUUACGAGUAGAAAAGGAAAAGAAGAAAACAAGGAGCUUCAAGCAUCUGCUACGGUGCCUGCAAUUUCAGAGGUUUCGUCAUGCCUCGGGGAGGAAGCUCAGAAUGAAGAAAUGAAACCUUUCUCUCCUGAAGUAGUCAGCUUAAGGUCAAAAGGAGAUAACCCAGAAGAACUUCAGCCAUCUCUUUUCUCAUUAAAAGGAUUAUCAGAACAGUUGAACCAUUCAGCUGACUUUAAAAAGGAGGAACGUCAAGAAAUAGGCUCAUUACCACCAAUAGGAAACCUGAAAGCACAAAUGAUGGACCAUAUCGUAACCAAACUAAAUGAAGACACAGGCCACCCAAAAUCAGCCUGUGUAAUCCAGAGUGUAACAGAACCAUCAAAGAUCACUUCUCCUGACCUUGUGGGACAGAAGACUGAAAAAGCACUUCAUUCAGAUAAAGCUAUUAAAUUACCUGACAUAAGCACCUCUUCCACAGAUAAGCAAGAUCUGGGUAUUCAACAGUUCUUGGUUACAAAGGAGAAUUUGCCUUUGGAACGACCGAAAUUAUUAAUGACAACCAAGCCUGCAGAUUUUAAGGAGACGAAUAUGAAGGAGUCUUUUAUUUCUCUAAAGGAUGAAAAAACGAUGUUGGAGAAGCCAGACAACUUGGCCAGCCAACAGGAAGAAAGAAUACCAGCAUCUGUGCGGCUGGGUUCCUCUGACAGCAAUGAUCCGAUGAGCGGGCAGCUGAAGGCUGCUCUGUCAGAUAAGGACCAUACUCGUGAAGGCAGAAAGCAGGUGCCACCACAUUCUGCUGAGGAAACUUAUCUGUCAUUACAAGAACCAGUAUCUACUCUUGAUAUUUCCAGUGGUGAUGAAGAGACCUUAUUAAGUAAAAAUUACCCUUUCGAAGAAGUAAAGCUGGCCCAAGAACCACAAUCUUUAGUAGUAGCUAGAAAUGAAGAAAGAAACACAGCAGAGGGGGAGGAGAUUGAUUCUUUCAUGGGGAGUGAAAAUUUGAUAUCAGAGAAAUCAAACACAGAGUUAUCCAGGCCUCGCAAAGACAGUAGCCAGGAAGAAAUCAAACUACCUCCUGAAAGAGUCCUCCAAACAUCAGUGUCUGGCCCAUCAGUAGAGCAGGGGAAGUCAGAAACCAUCCCCUCUCCUGUCACAACAGCCCAUUUCCUGGCAGAAGCUGAGGAACCUUCACUGGGCAAAGAAGUAGCAGCACACCGGGGCACACCCCCUUUACCUGGAGAGAAGCCACUAGAAGAAUCAAAAACGGUUCAGUCCAAGGUUGCAGAUGAUGCCAGUGAGGGAGAGAAACCCGCUCCUGAAGUGAAAAUGCUCCCACAGAGAAAAUCCCUCUCCUCAGUCCCUGCAAGUCAAGAACCUCAACCCCAAGAGUCACCUGAGGGGACACAGAAGCUGCCUGAGCAGCCAAAGGUGGUUAAGCCAGACCUUCCUGAGGAAAAGGGAAAAAAAGGAAUUUCGUCUUUCAAAUCAUGGAUGUCCAGUUUAUUUUUUGGAUCAAGCACUCCAGAUAACAAAGUUGCUGAAAAAGAAGAUUUAGAAACUCAGCGAAGUUCAUCUGUAGAAAAAGCAGUGACCGUGAUGGAGCCGGAAGGGACAAUUCCCACCAAUUUUAAUGCAACUGAGAAACCAGCUGAUUAUUCAUUGCCAGGAGGAAAUCUUAAAACAACCAUUGAAUUCAGAGGUACUGAGAUUAAAUCUGAUGAAGGGCAAGAGUUCAAAGCAAAACCCACAUUUUCGUCAAACACAGAGGUUUUACAACAGCCAAAAUCUGACUCCAAGUUGUCUGCUAAAGACUAUGAGAAGAAAGAAACCCCAGACUCUCCUGAGGAAAUGAACACAAACAUAAUAGUUACCUCCACUGAUGGUGAGGAACAUCUUGGAAUUCAAUCUUUUUCACCCACUGGUGAGAAAUUGGUCGUGGAAGAAGCCAAAAAUGUCGUUCCUCUUCCUGCUAUGGAAAGUAAGAGGGUCCAGAAGCCGACGAUCGCUCCUCCAUCUAAAUGGAAUGUUUCUAUCCUUCAGGAGGAGCCAAAAAGCCGUCACAAAGAAAAAUCACUCCUUUCAUUUGAUGUAGUGGAUAAGGUACCACCACUACCCGAAUCAGCUUCCUCUGGCUUCACAAAUAAAACUAUCACGAAGGAAUCAGAGACACCAGAGUCAAUAAUUUUGCCAGUAAAAGAAUCAAAAGGCAGUUUAAUUGAUCUUGGUGAAGACAGACUAAAGAAAGAAAUGCCAACACCUACUUCCUUGAAAAUUUCUGAAGAGGAAAUGAAACUCAGGUCUGUUAGCCCAAAUGAGGGGAAGGAUAACUUGGAAAGCAGAUCAGGUAUCUUGGCAGAAGAUAAGGUGCUGGCAGAAAAACAAGACACUGUGGCCCCCUUAGAGCUGAGAGAUAAUAAUGAGACAGGAAAGGCCCAAGUUACACGUGGGUCUAGACCUACUGAAUUGGAAGGAUCAAAAGCUGCUUCUGUGCUGCAGAAAGUCCAUCGCAAUGAAGGCCACAGGGAACGAUCCCAAAUCAUUGUUAGUUCGGAAGAGGAGAAAGAAGAAGAAAAAGAAAAGCAGGCACCUGUGUUUUCAGAAGGAGAGGCGCAGCAGGAACAUCAGCCUUCUGUGAAUGUAGCCAAGUCUAUGCCUAAAGAGCUAGAGACCUCUUUAGGUCAUUCUUUGGGUGAAACCCAACCAUUUUCAUUAGUUAAAGCUACAUCAAUUACUGGAAAGUCAGAAACCAUCCUCUCAGAGGCUCCCCCAGAAGUCAGAGAAACAAAGGCAAUAGGAAGCCAACCACAUCCAUUAGAAGAAAAUAAAGUCUGGGUGGAGAAAACCAAGACUUUCCUUCCAGUGGAUCUUUCUUGUGAUGAAAUAGAUAACCACUCUUCAUCUCCGGAAGGACAUCUGGUGUUUGAAGAGUCAAGCAGGGAUAUACCACUUCCCAGUGAAGAAAAGGGGCAGUUCAAAGUGUCAGAGUUAUCCAAAGGUGUUUCGGGGGAGAUCACAAAAGAAAGUAGGAAGCAAGGAUCUCCUUUUAAAGAAUUGGAAAGGAGUGUAGAUUGUCCUUUCAAUGAAACAAAGAACUUUGAAACGCCACCUUAUUUGUCAUCAUCUGUAAAACCACAAACCUUUGCUUCAGGAGCUUCUCCAGAAAUUAAUACAGCAAAGAAACAAGGCAUUCCCUGGUCGGAACCGACUCCAGAGAGGCAUACAGUCCACACUAUCCAGACAUCUAAAGAUCAGAAAUCUGGUAUGCCUAAACCAUCUGUUCUUGUUUCAAAGCCCCAUUUGGAGGCUGUGGAUGAUACCCAUGGAAAUGAACCACUCUCUUCAGCAAGAAGCAACUAUGCUCAGUUUAUAGCUAAUGCGUCAGCAGUCAGUGCUGAGAUGGUUUCUACUAAAGAAAUGUCCAAGGGGCCUGAAGACACAUAUACAGAAGAUGAAGAAUUUACAGUGACUAGUAAGCCAGCUGGACUUUCAGAAGACCAGAAGAGGGCCUUUAGUAUCAUUUCUGAGGGCUGUGAGAUACUGAAUAUUCAUGCACCUGCUUUUAUGUUUUCAGCUGAAGAGGAAGAAAGUGAACAAAUGCAAGAUAAGUUAGAGUAUUUGGAAGAGAAAGCCUCAUUUAAAACCAUAUUACCCCACGAUGAGGCUUUUGCUUGCCAAAAAAUAAUAAAGAGCAAGUUAGAAGAUUCUGAUGAAAAAGUUCUAUCAUUGAAAGAAAAUAAACAAAAGGAAACUCAUAAGACAACAGAAGAGAUAUCCAUAGAUUCAGAAACUGGUGAUUUAGCUUUUAUUCAGCCCACAGUUCCCUGUGAAGAGGAUUAUUUUGAAAAAUAUACUUUGAUUGAUUAUAACAUCUCCCCGGACCCAGAAAAACAGAAAGCUCCACAGAAAUUAAAUGUUGAAGAGAAACUCUCAAAGGAAGUUACAGAAGAAACUCUACCUUUCCCAGAAAGUUCAGAGGAAACUACCCUAGAACAUGAAUAUGAUUUGGUGAAAUUAGAUGAAAGUUUUUAUGGACCAGAAAAGGACCACGGCAAAUUAUCUUACCCAGAGACACAAAAGCCUUUGGUUAUCCAAAAAUCAGCUGAUAGAAACGCUUCGAAGGGCAGUAAUAGAGAUGUGAUGUCAAAGUCACCUGGGAUGCCUUUAUUUGAUUCAGAAGAAGGAGUUUUAUCACGAACCCAAAUAUUUCCUCCCACCCCGAAAGCCGUUAAUCCGGAACUUCUGGAAGAGCCACCAGCACUUGCAUUUUUCUAUAAGGAUCUGUAUGAAGAAGCAGUUGGAGAGAAAAAGAAGGAAGGGGAGACAGCUUCUGAAGGUGACGGUGUGAAUUCUGAGGCAUCAUUUCCAAGAAGAAAUUCUGACACUGAUGAUGGAACAGGAAUAUAUUUUGAGAAGUACAUACUCAAGGAUGACAUUCUCUCUGACACAUCUGUAACUCUAAAGGACCAAGGGCAAGGUCUGGAAGAAAGAGUUGGUAAGGAUGAUUCAUACCAACCAAUAGCUGCAGAAGGGGAAAUUUGGGGGAGGUUAGAAACUGCUUUGGAGAAGAGUCUAGAAGAACAGAAAGCUGUUUACAAGGAAGAAGAGCCAGUAGGCCAUGUGGAGACCCUUGAUUAUGUGGCAAUGCAGAGGAAAACUCCUGUCACUGAGGAAGUCACAGUGGUUACCCAGAAGAUGAGUUAUGCGGUUCCAUUUGAAGACACCCAUCAUGUUCUAGAGCCCAUAGGUGAAGCAAGUAGUCAGGGGAAUGAAGCAGAAAAUGCAAGUCCGGAGUUCAAUCUGAAUGUCCCAGUACAGGUGUCCUACCCAGAGGAAGAAUUCGCGUCUGGUGCAACUUAUUUUCAAGAAACCUUACAAGAAGAACCCCAAAUCCUGGUCCCACUUGAACCGAGCGAAGAGAGGCUCCGCAGUAGCCCUGUUCAGGAUGAGUAUGAAUUUGCUGAAUCCCAAAAUUAUGAAGUGGUCACUCAAGACACCUUACCAGAAGAACUAUAUCCAGAAUCCUCACUUGAAGAUGUAUCAUCUCAAAGAAAGGAAUCCUUUGAACGUAUCAAAGGAUGUGAAAAUGAAUUUGCCAGCAAGGUGGAGCAAAGUAUGUCUGUUGAACAGGAAGAAUUGGGCAGAGAGAGGAAAGAACAAAUUCAGUUAUCAUCAGACUUAGUAACUGAAAAGGCACAAACAGAACUGAAAAAGCCCCAGAUUGACGCAUAUUGCUACACCUGCAAAAGCCCAAUUUCGGCUACGGACAAGGCUUCUGGUACCCACAAAAGCCAUGAGGUUUCAACACUUGACACAGCUAUAAGUGCUGUAAAGGUUCAAUUAGCAGAAUUUCUAGAAAACUUACAGGAAAAGUCCUUGAGGAUUGAAGCCUUUGUUAGUGAGAUAGAAUCCUUUUUUAAUACCAUUGAGGAAAACUGUAGUAAAAAUGAGAAAAGGCUGGAAGAACAGAAUGAGGAAAUGAUGAAGAAGGUUUUGGCACAAUAUGAUGAGAAAGCCCAGAGCUUCGAGGAAGUGAAGAAGAAGAAGAUGGAGUUCCUGCACGAGCAGAUGGUCAGCUUUCUGCAGAGCAUGGACACUGCCAAGGACACCCUGGAGACCAUCGUGCGAGAAGCAGAGGAGCUUGAUGAGACUGUCCUCCUGACCUCAUUUGAGGAAAUCAAUGAAAGGUUGCUUUCUGCCAUGGAGAGCACGGCUUCGUUAGAGAAAAUGCCCACUGCCUUCUCUCUUUUCGAACAUUACGAUGACAACUUGGCAAGAAGUGACCAGAUGUUGAAACAAGUGCCUGUUCCACAGCCUCCUAGAUUAGAACCUCAGGAACCGAAUUCUGCCACUGGCAGCACGAUCGCGGUUUAUUGGAGCAUGGAUAAGGGGGACGUCAUCGACUCGUUCCAGGUUUACUGCAUGGAGGAGCCCCAAGAGGACCAAGAAGAAAAUGAGUUGGUAGAAGAAUACAGAGUGACAGUGAAAGAAAGCUACUGCAUUUUCGAAGAUUUAGAACCUGACCGAUGCUAUCAAGUGUGGGUUAUGGCCGUGAACUUCACCGGAUGCAGUCUGCCCAGUGAAAGGGCAGUUUUUAGAACAGCACCCUCUGCCCCCGUGAUCCGCACUGAGGACUGUACGGUGUGUUGGAACACAGCCACUAUCCGAUGGCGGUCUGCCAACCCAGACGCCACGGAGACUUACACCCUGGAGUACUGCAGACAACACUCUCCAGAGGGCGAGGGUCUCAGGUCUUUCUCUGGAAUCAAAGGACUUCAGCUGAAAGUUAACCUGCAACCGAAUGAUAAUUACUUUUUCUACGUGAGAGCCAUUAAUGCCUUUGGGACAAGUGAACAGAGUGAAGCUGCCCUCGUCUCCACCAGAGGAACCAGAUUUCUCUUGUUGAGAGAAACAGCUCAUCCUGCCCUACAGAUUUCCACAAAUGGGACUGUCAUCAGCUUCACAGAGAGGAGACGGCUGACAGAAAUCCCAUCAGUGCUGGGCGAGGAGCUGCCUGCUUGUGGCCAGCAUUACUGGGAAACCACGGUCACAGACUGUCCAGCUUAUCGACUUGGCAUCUGCUCCAGCUCCGCUGUGCAGGCUGGUACCCUGGGACAAGGGGACACCUCGUGGUACAUGCACUGCUCUGAGCCACAGAGGUACACAUUUUUCUAUAGUGGCAUCGUGAGUGACGUGCACGUGACUGAGCCUCCCGCCAGAGUGGGUGUUCUCCUGGACUACCCCAACCAGAGGCUUCUGUUCAUAAAUGCUGAGAGUGGACAGCUGCUCUUCAUCAUCAGGCACAGGUUCAAUGAGGGUGUUCACCCUGCCUUUGCCCUGGAGAAACCUGGGAAAUGUACUUUGCACCUGGGGAUAGAGGCCCCGGAUUCUGCAAGGCACAAGUGAGCCUUGGCUGUCAGAGUUUGCAAGGGUGACAAUUUAAAUCAGGAGACUCUGUUGUUCUUUUCCUUGGGUGCAACAUAUUAUUCAAGAAGUCUCCCACACACUCACACUAAUGACAGCUGUGUGCACAACAGUCGGCACAUGAGCACAACCCCUAGGAAAACCUUGGCUUUACGGAGCCGAGUGUGAGUAAAGAGGAUGAGAACAACCACCUCAACCCUUUGGCUUAUGUUUAUUUGUAUUCUUUCCUAAACUAAAAGGUCUUACACUUGACUUGGGAACCCAAACAGAAAAAUGGACUUCCACCUGUUUUAUUGGUUAAAAGAAACCCUCUCAUGAACAGGUUGGAGUGAAAGGAAGGUUGGGUUGGUCAGACAUUUUUCUCAGAUGAAGAAAUACGGACAUUUUCCACAAGAAAGAUGUCCCCUGGCUUUGCUAAAAGGUGAUGACUCUGAUCAUUAGAGAAAAGUGUUUUAACUGAUCUAAAUUUAUAAUGAACUCUUUUGUAAUAAUGUAUAAUGUAUAACUUGAGCCUCUUUUCCCUGAAAUUUUAAAUGUAGAAAAGUGCUAGAUAUUAGAAAUUUCCAUUUUGUUAAAUAAAUGGUUAGAGUCUAUAAA